AUGGAUUUAUUACCAUUUGCACUAUCAAUAUUCAGCGCAGGGCAUUACAUGUACUGUGGAACAUACCCGCAGCGGACAAUGUUUUUUUAUUAUCAAGUAAUAUUGGAAAAGUUUUUAAAUGUUUUGAAGGUGUUUCGUGGUGUUCCGUAUGCUGCACCACCAGUCGGUCCUCUACGAUUUAGACCUCCACAGCCUCCGUUAUCGUGGCCGGGAACCAGGCUAGCAGACACUUUCGGGGCCGUUUGUCCCCAGAAGUAUCCGGAUGUUAGUAAUCGUACGGCAGCUUUACAAUUUAUGCCUAAAGGACGUUACCAAUACCUUAAAAAGUUAGUGCCACUAUUAGUGAAUCAAUCGGAAGACUGUCUGUUUUUAAAUAUCUACGUUCCAGGCAGUGGUCAGGUUUUCGAACCAUAA
Diabrotica balteata is the source of this 414-nucleotide messenger RNA. Lineage: Eukaryota; Metazoa; Arthropoda; Insecta; Coleoptera; Chrysomelidae. The record is from the annotation of a GenBank genome assembly.